This is a messenger RNA of Rhincodon typus (whale shark), 2729 nucleotides long. RefSeq lists its product as uncharacterized. The record is from RefSeq and is a predicted model, not a curated record. Lineage: Eukaryota; Metazoa; Chordata; Chondrichthyes; Orectolobiformes; Rhincodontidae. Bases 539 to 1435 code for a protein of 298 amino acids. The transcript is spliced from 2 exons. Gene Ontology annotation, cellular component: membrane.
AGAACUCUAGAUUUGACUUUUAGAUGUUGUUUGUCAUUCCUGACUUCUGUGCUUUUUUCCCCCACAAAUUUUCUUACAGAAUUCUGGCUACAUUCUAAGACUGGAAACCAUUGAGUCAUCUUGCUUUCACAUUUAACUUUUGUUAUGCUUGCAACAUUUCCUAUUUUUUUUUUCACCACGCCUGCCACCUCCUUGCUAAACACACAAAACCUGUCCCGGCUGCUCUCUCAAGCUUUCAAACCAGUCUCUCAAAACCGUUUUAAAGAUGCUGCAGGGCUCUAAUUUAAAGCUGUACAUGUUAAGUAGGAAAUGUGCUCAUCAUUCGUGGUCUAUCAACAUCACCAGUAUAAAAACAAAUGAUGCAAAUGGGAUUGAGCAAGGUGGUUUUCAAUCUUAAUCUGACCUGACAUUCGUUAAGUCACUUAUCUGGUCAAGCAACUGGGCAAAUCUACCAAAAACUUUGGAGUACAUUUCAUCCAUAUUGAUCAGAAGAAAGUAAAGUGGAUAAGGAGGUACUGGAGGUGAAGGCCCAGGAACAAUGAAUCAAUAUCUAACAUACUCGUUGGUGGAAUCUGUAAUCUUGGUUCUGCUAUUUAGUCACAUCAAGGUUAAUUGUAUACCAAUUGUUACAACUGAAGAAUACAUCAGUGAUCCCCCUGAUUUCCUAACGACCGAGGAAGAAUAUGUUACUGAGGGUCCCGAACUCCUCAUGAUGCAGAGCAAAUAUAGUACCGAGGGUCCUGAUCGUCUAACAACUGUCUAUGAUGAUGUUACUACUGAGGAAGAAUAUGUUACUGAGGGUCCGGAACUCCUCAUGAUGCAGAGCAAAUAUAGUACCAAGGGGCCUGAUCGUCUAACAACUGUCUAUGAUGAUGUUACUACUGAGGAAGAAUAUGUUACUGAGGGUCCCGAACGUCUCAUGAUGCAGAGCAAAUAUAGUACCGAGGGUCCUGAUCAUCCAACAACUGUUUAUAAUGAUGUUACUACUGACGAUGACUAUGUUACGGACGGUUCCGAACAACUCAUGACGCAGGGCAAACACCUUACUGAGGAUCCCAAUUCUGUUCUUACAACCACCAAAAAAAUCACUAUCACCACAAUUCCUCUUUGGACAACUACCAAAGCCAGCAACGGCACACCUUCAAGUCAAGGAUCAAAUGGCCAAAAAAUUCUCACUAUCUUAAUUGUUAUAGGUAUAUUGAUUGUCCUCUGCACCAUAUUGCUUGUAUCAACGAUUUCUUUGGCCUAUCAGGUUUACAUUCUCAAGUCCGCCCUGAAAAAGCAGACAAAAAGAAAUGAUGAUUUCUGGUCCAGUGGUCCAAGCCAACUGCCAGCUGAUGCAGCAACUGUAAAACUGGAGCAUGUCAAACGUGUAGAGGAAAAGAAUGAGGCCACGGCAUCAAAGGACGAAGAAGCUGCCAAACCAUUACUAUAAUCAAGGGGAAAACUUCAUGCCUAGCUGAGUGAAGAGGUAAUUAAAUCAGUCUGAUUUUUGUGGACUAUAAUCCCUGAUCUGCCAUUUUUGUCCCCUUUGGGCAUAUUGCUACUAAGUGCUCAAUGGAGCAAGAUUCAAAUAAUAGAACGGUUAACAAAGCAAUUUAAGGUACUUCUAUUUUUAGCUGCUGGUGAAAGGGAAGUUUAGAUAAGGUGGAACCUAUGGUCACCCAGUGAAAAAUAUGCUAAGAUUUGUUUUGUAUUAUCAGUGAGUUUAUUGAAUCAACUCACUUGCUUCAAUCCUCAUCUCAUAUGCCUCAAGAUUCGCAAACAGAGGACAAGCUUGGUGGGGGCCCGUUCAGUGACAAUUUCUCAUUUUAUCGCAGCAUUUAAUGCAUUACCAUAUGUUAUUUAGUGACAAAAACUUAAUUAGUCCCAACUUGAACAGAAUUAGGAAUAUGUAAUUUAGAAAUUGGAGAUAAAGCAUCAUCGAUGGAAAUUAAUGCAGAUCAGUCAGUCAGUUUAAAAAGUCUUUUCUACUCAAAUAUGAACCGCUGAUCGGCUGGGAACUCACUAUCAGCUAUACAAUUCAUGCAAUAAAUGGAUGAUAAGGACAAAUUAAUGCAAUAUUUUGCUUCAUUGCAUUCCUCAAUGGAAUGGGUUACUGAAGACUGCAGAAUGUAUACAGUUACAAGAAUGAUACCAUGUAGCAGAUGGUUUAAGAAAGGGUUAUAUAACCUAUUGAGGUUUUAAUUAUGCGACCAGAAUUGUUGAAUGUAAAUUGGAAGGAGUCGAGGGGAAGAAAGUUGAAACCAACUCAUCAUCUUUACAAAUGAUUCCAUAAAUAACAGGUCUCAAUGGCUUUUUGUCUCUUUGGUGACCCAAUUUUGCUUUUCAUAUUAUCAGUGUAAAAGAUAUAAAUGCUUCAGGCAAGUAAUGCAUUACAUUAUAAGCUUCACUUAGAAGUGUCAAUUUGAAAUAUACCCAAAGAGCUAAAGAAUGUUGGAAUUACAAGCUGCUCGUGAAUUAAUUCCGAAGCAACUUAUUGAUUUCUGCUUACCUGAACAAAAAAUCAACUUGAAGCUCUCUGAGCAGGUGUACAUUCAAGUUGUGACUGUGAAGGGAAGACUGCAUGGGAUUGUUUUAGAAUUUCAGAGCCCAGUGGCUAUCCUUUUUUUUAAAUUUAGACUUUGAGACAAGAUUGCCGACUUAUUUUACAAAUAGUCUGUGUAUAAGCAUGAUACGAAUGAAACUUAUUUAACAAAACAAAAUAAAGUUGCAAACUCAGGGACAAA